Messenger RNA from Acanthosepion pharaonis, 633 nucleotides. The record is from the annotation of a GenBank genome assembly. NCBI's taxonomy places the organism in Eukaryota, Metazoa, Mollusca, Cephalopoda, Sepiida, Sepiidae.
AUGAUACUUUUCUUCCCAUGGGUCUUCCUUAUCUAUCUAUCUAUCUAUCUAUCUAUCUAUCUAUCUAUCUAUCUAUCAGACUGUUCGUGUAUAUAUGUUCCCUUUCUCUCUUAUUUCAUUAUUUCUAUCUCUCCCUAUCUCUUCCAGUUCAUUUCUAUCUUUCUAAUUCAUUUUGUUUUCAUUCUAUCUAUCUAUCUAUCUAUCUAUCUAUCUAUCUAUCUAUCUAUCUAUCUAUUUCAGUCUUUAUCUAUCUAUCUAUCUAUCUAUCUAUCUAUCUAUCUAUCUAUCUAUCUAUCUAUCAGCCUCUUCAUAUACUCUAUCUAUCUAUCUAUCUAUCUAUCUAUCUAUCUAUCUAUCUAUCUAUCUAUAUAUAUAUUGUAUUCGUAUCUAUCUAUCUAUCUAUCUAUCUAUCUAUCUAUCUAUCUAUCAUGUGUUCAUAUCUAUCUAUCUAUCUAUGUAUCUAUCUAUCUAUUAGUCUGUUCAUAUUUAUCUGAAUUUUGUAACUAUAUAUAUACCUCUCUUUCUCUCUCUAUAUAUCCUAGUAUGUGCAUAUCUAUCUAUCUAUCUAUCUAUCUAUCUAUCUAUCUAUCUAUCUAUCUUCGCAGACUAUUCCAUAUCUACCACAUGCACUGA